AAAAACUCCCAAAUCAGUCAGUCAGUGCAGACGGGGCAUUCCUUCGCAUCGGCUGUGUUACCACAUCACUUAUCGUACCCAUAGCAACCGAGGGUAGCUCUGAUUGUCAGCUGUUCUAGUCUUGUGUGGUAUCUAUCUGCUUUUAUCAGGUGGUGGUGACUGACUUCUCGGUCUGGUUAGUUUGCUUCAUUCACAAAGGCAGUCAGUUCAGUGCAUUUUUAUUCAUAACACCACUAUGCUUUCGAAAUCGAUUGACAGGUCGAUUCUUCGACUAUACUCAUUUGCUAAUAGUGUUCCAAAGGCUAACAAUCGUGCGAUAAUACCUGCUUUCAGAGCAUACUCUCAGAAUGCGGAAAGGCAGUACGAUAUUGUGGUGGUUGGAGGCGGAAUCGUCGGAAUGGCCUCAGCUAGAGAGAUAUUGAUGCGCCACCCGUCCCUGAAGGUGGCAGUAGUUGAGAAGGAACAUAAAUUGGCCUUCCACCAAAGUGGUCACAACAGUGGAGUAAUACAUGCUGGAAUAUACUACAAACCGGGAUCGCUGAAGGCAAAGUUGUGUGUUGAUGGUCUGCAUUUGAGCUAUAAAUACUUCGAUGAAAAGAACGUCCCAUAUAAGAAAGUGGGCAAAUUAAUUGUAGCAACAAACGAGGUUGAAGUGGGACGAUUGAACGACCUUUACAAACGUUCCCUCGCCAAUAACGUGCCUGACGUGGAGCUGGUCGAUGCGAAGCGAAUCAAAGAAAUCGAACCAUACUGUGAGGGUUUGAAAGCAAUUUGGUCGCCACAUACGGGAAUCGUCGACUGGGAGCUGGUAACGCAAUACUAUGCAAAGGACUUCAAGCAAGCAGGGGGUGACAUUCAUCUCAACUUUGAAGUAUCGAAGUUCGAAGAAACGAAAGAUCCCGACCAUCCGAUCACGGUUAAGGGUAAAAAGAAUGAAGUUGUCCAAUCGAAGUACAUCCUUACCUGCGGUGGGCUGCAAUCAGAUAAGGUUGCUGAGUUGACAGGAUGUUCAUCGCUUCCAAAGAUCGUUCCCUUCCGAGGUGAAUAUUUGCUUCUGAAUCAGGACAAAUGUCACAUGGUCAAUGGAAACAUAUAUCCCGUGCCCGAUCCAAGGUUCCCUUUCUUGGGUGUUCAUUUCACUCCACGAAUGGAUGGAAGUGUUUGGUUGGGACCAAAUGCGGUGCUGGCUUUUAAGAGAGAGGGUUACAAGUGGAGUGACAUCAACGUGUUAGAGCUGAUCGAUGCCCUGAAGUUUCCUGGCUUUAUCAAGAUGGCAUUCAAGUACGUUGGAGCAGGAAUGCAAGAAGUUGCUAGAUCAGCUUUCAUUCCGCUUCAGGUGAAAGAAUUGCAAAAGUUUAUCCCUGAUAUCCAGGAGUACGACGUCCAACGAGGACCAGCUGGAGUGCGAGCGCAAGCCUUGGAUAUGGAUGGCAAUCUAGUCGACGAUUUUGUGUUCGAUCACGGUAAAGGAGACAAUGCUUUGGCGAAGAAUAUCUUGCACUGCCGAAAUGCACCGUCACCAGGUGCAACUAGUUCCCUAGCGAUCGCCAAGAUGAUUGCUGACAAAAUAGAAAUUCAAUUUAAUCUUAAGUAAGUUUUUGAAGAUUGGUGCUUCUGUUGACUGAUUAUAAAUCGGGUAUUUUUC
Messenger RNA from Ochlerotatus camptorhynchus, 1645 nucleotides. It is a transcript of the gene L2HGDH, whose product is annotated as L-2-hydroxyglutarate dehydrogenase. NCBI's taxonomy places the organism in Eukaryota, Metazoa, Arthropoda, Insecta, Diptera, Culicidae. The record is from RefSeq and is a predicted model, not a curated record. Gene Ontology annotation, molecular function: (S)-2-hydroxyglutarate dehydrogenase activity. The coding region runs from base 236 to 1594 and encodes 452 amino acids. The transcript has 3 exons.